Volvox carteri f. nagariensis is the source of this 1689-nucleotide messenger RNA. RefSeq lists its product as uncharacterized. The record is from RefSeq and is a predicted model, not a curated record. NCBI's taxonomy places the organism in Eukaryota, Viridiplantae, Chlorophyta, Chlorophyceae, Chlamydomonadales, Volvocaceae. Gene Ontology annotation, molecular function: protein binding. The coding region runs from base 1 to 1689 and encodes 562 amino acids. Gene Ontology annotation, cellular component: cytoplasm; ubiquitin ligase complex. The transcript has 9 exons.
AUGCCUGAAUGUACAUCUGUGGACGAUGUACAACAGGAGCGAGGGCCCGAUGGGGAGCUGAAGCCGUACUGCUGCCAAGUGGCCUUGCAUCGGGCUGUGUACGACCCGUACUCCAAGGCGGUGUAUUUCGUGGAAGGUCGCGCACUGAUGCGACUGGGUCCUGACAACGUGGUCUCCCCGCUGGCGGGACACCGGGAGCAGUGCGGAACCACGGACGGACCCGGGCCCGGGGCAAGGUUCCAACUGCCGCAGACAUUAGUGUGCGACGGAACCGGCAACCUCGCUGCCCGGGGCAGCGGCGUCAGUGCCGCCGCCGCAACAGUCGUCGCGGCAGCAACACUUGGAGCGGGGUUCCGUACUUGUGGCGGGGAGGAAGUGAAGAGGCUCCGAGAGAUCUUGGGUGAUGAAAAAAUUGCGGUUGGCGGUAAAAUGGCUAUCGUGCGUGCGGACUGGUACACCGGUCCCGGCAGCUUUGUGGACGUUGCGUACGACAUUAUCAACCGACGACUGUACGCCGCGACGAUCCACGCCGUGUUUCACAUCCCGGAAGAUGGCCGCGCUCCGAUUCGCAUCGCGGGAUCCGAACGGCCCCGAACCGGAACUGGAUCCGGAUUCGGCAGCCCUCAGGCCGCGGGACCGCCGGGAUUCGCCCACAGCGCCUCUAAUUCCGGAUCCAGUUCUAGCUCCAGUGGAUCCGGGCCGCUAGCCACCGCAGCUGCAGCCGCCGCCGCUACGGCGGCAGCGGCAGCGGGGGCGGCGGCAGCAGCAACCGGCGGCGGCGGCGGCGCCACCGCCGCCGGCGGCUUUUUCACUUGCAUUAGUGGUAUAGUCGCAGACUUGGACGGGGGGCUCUUGAUUGCGGAUCGACAUCAGGUGUUCAGGCUGGAGGCGGCGGGGGGGUCUUUUGAGGCCGUGAUUUGCCUGGGGAAGAGCGACACCUCCUGGGGUGGUGUAGGGGCGUACCCGGUGAUUAUGCCGGGUCAAGGCGGCUGGCUGGCGCUGUGUCAAUACCACCACAAGCGCGUGCUGCUGCUGCAGCUGGGGCUGCGGUACAGCAGAGCCCUUUUCGGCGGCGGUACCGUACAGCUGCCGUACGGGCGGUCGUACCCGUGGCAGUUGCAUCACGAGGGGGUGGCGGGGCUUGUGGGCGACCUGGCCUCCUUGCUGGCGUUCCCUGGCGGGUCUGAGGAUGUGGAGGUGGCGGUUGGUGGUCGGAGCUUCCUGUGCCAUCGCCUCAUUUUGGCGGCUCGCUGCCUCUACUUCCGGCGGCUGUUCGCGGGGGGCUUUGCGGAUAGCGGAGCGCGGCAGGUGGUCCUGCAGGAUGCCGACGCCGACGCCUUCGAGCUGCUCCUCCGUUACAUGUACACGGGGGAUAUGGGCUUCCCGCCGCACAUGCUGAGACCGGUGGCGGAGCUGGCGGAUCGGUUGCUGCUGAGCCAGGUGGUUCAUCACGUACACCGGCGGCUGCUGGCGGCUGCUCAGCCCGGUAGUGUUGUGGAUGACAUGCUGUGGGCCCACCAGCACGGGUUUGAAGAUCUGCUGGUGGUGCUUAAGGAAUGGUACUUGAGUCAUCAGGCGGAGGUGCUCGCCGCCGCGGGGGACAGCGUACGACAGCUGGUAGUGGCGGCGCCGAGCUUAAUGUACGACCUGCAUUGUGCCACUGUACGGCAGGUCGGACGCCGGCGGUAG